Molecule: messenger RNA, 3563 nt
Organism: Bufo gargarizans (Asiatic toad)
Lineage: Eukaryota; Metazoa; Chordata; Amphibia; Anura; Bufonidae
Gene: SLC43A3
Product: solute carrier family 43 member 3
Exons: 13
Coding region: 411-1874 (487 amino acids)
Biological process (GO): transmembrane transport
Molecular function (GO): transmembrane transporter activity
Source: RefSeq, a predicted model, not a curated record
UUGCACAAUAUUCUAAUUUUUCCAGUUUAACCUGUAUUUCAAGUAAACCAGUUCAGCAGGGGAGUAACGUGAAUCUCCAUUGCCUGAAGGGUGUAUUUAUAGCACUGGCAGUAGGACUUUUUGUGCUUCACUUAUUAGUAUCCAGAGCCCAGGUGUGACUGUAACCUCUGCACUCCCAAUUUUUACACAUCUGCAGUUCAGGAUCAGUGUAUUUUCAUUUGUACUGUUGGUGGCGUAGGUGUUCUUCCUUUUUUUUUUCCCUUUACUUUUCUUUUUUAUGUUUUUACAUAUUGGACUGCUUAUAAGACAUAAUAGAAUUAUGAGCCCCUGUUACACAGAGGAAUACAACCUGACGUAGCUUAUCUGGUUCUGCUAAGACCCAUAGGCUGUAGCAACUAUCCCUUGAGCACAUGGCAGAGAUGCGUUUCCAGUAUGUGCUGACUCUAAUCACAGGACUCAUAGAAUGCAUUUGCUUUGCGGGGGUCACCUUUGGGUGGGCAUCCCUUGUGUUUGUGCUAAAGAAGGAGAAUUACUUUAAUGACCUGUGUCCAGACACAAAAAACCAGUCUACCAAUGCUACAGGUGGGUGCCCGUCUCAGGAUGAGCAUUUUUCGCUAAUAUUUACAGUGGCAGCUUUCAUGAACAGUGCCAUGACCUUUCCUGGUGGUUAUAUUUUUGAUCGCUUCGGAACGGCAGUGACAAGGUUUAUUGCUAUUUGUCUAUUUACAACAGCAACCCUCCUUAUUGCACUCUCUACAGCAGAUACGGCUGUGCUCAUAUUCCCUGCUCUUUCUUUGCUGGCAAGUGGUGGAAUUUUCUUAAUUCUGACUAAUAUGCAGGUGGGAAAUUUGUUUGGACCUCAUCGUUCUACCAUAAUAACGCUAUACAAUGGAGCUUUUGACUCUUCUUCUGUUAUCUUUCUAGUUGUGAAGGUCCUCUAUGAAAAUGGAAUUUCACUCCAGAAUGUGUUUCUCUUCAUAUCAAGCUGCAGUAUUUGCCACGUUUUAAGGACAAUUUUCUUGAUGCCGAAGAAUCAUAUCCCUUUCCCUGUACCAGAAGGCUACAGAUAUGGUUUGGGCUGUGAAGAGCUCAGUCAGAAAAUAUCCAUGUCACCAAAUCAUUCAUCUAGACCAAUUGAUGGAGAAAAAGGGCAGAAAACAACAAACACUUCCAUAAAGCGUGUCGAAAAACACGACAUUGAGGUCUCAUUUCGGAAUUGUGUCCUAUCAUCACUUUUUGGGUGGCACCUGAUUUGGCUUUCUCUUAUGCAACUUAGACACUAUUUAUUCAUUGCAACUCUGAACCCCACUAUCACCCGCUUAAGUGGAGGAGACCCCCACCUAGUGAGUAAAUAUACAAAUGUUUUUGCUAUAUCCCAGUUUUUUGGGGUUUUCUGUGCUCCUUGGAAUGGACUCAUUAUGGACAGGCACAAAAAGAAACACAAAGUUACAGAGCCGCUUGAUGACCUCCGCUCUUCAGUCCUGUCUUUGUUACUGACCACAAUUCAGUGCAUCCUCUUUUCACUCUGCGCCUCAAUUUCCGAGCUUCCUGCGUUGUAUCCAACUUUUAUCUUCCAAGUACUUAAUCGGUCCUUCUUGUAUGGAGGAAAUGCUGCCUUUCUGUCUAUAGCGUUCCCACCUGCACACUUUGGAAAGCUGUAUGGACUGGUAAUGACUCUUUCUGCAGUGGUAUCUCUCCUACAAUAUCCAGCAAUUUAUAUUAUUGGGACGUACCUGCACGGAGACGCUUUCUAUGUUAAUAUUUCUCUAUUGAUCCUGAUGCUUUUAACCGUUGGACACCCAAUUAAUGUUUUUCGGGUUUGGAGACAAAAGAAACAUUUGAAAGACAAGGCAGAAGCACAGUCAUGGCUUUAAUCAGUUUUAGAGAAUCCAUCACCUUUUUGGUUUUUACUUGGAUUGCAAGAAAACAGAAAUCUUUGAAAGUAUAAAUUGAAAUAUCUUAAGGACAAAGUGUGAACCCCAGUGCCCAAAUGCUGCAAUAGUAUACCAAGAACAUGGUUAUACAGUAAAUUCAAAAGGCAGUAUGAAGAGGUCUCAAAAACUCAUCUCUAGCACAUACAGGGUUGCUGCAAGCUCCAAGUCACCCCCCCCCCCCCAAAGAAAUAAUGUUUAUAUUCAUAUAUAUUUAUCCAAUAUUAUAUACACUAUACAGACACCAAUAAUAUGCCUUCAAUGAUUGAAGUUGUUUUCUUAUGCUCACUUUUUCCUCUGGACCAGGUCACCACAAAGACUCCUUCCAGCGCCCUCCCUAACCUUCAAUUCUGUGCCAAUCACUUUCCCAUAUAUCCCUAUUACCGUACUUGCUGUGUGGCAUAAUUGACCCCAAUACUGUACAUUAGAUAUAAUGUCAAAACUAUAGUUACCCCCCCCCCCCCCCAAUAAAUAGUGCCAUACAGACUACACCCAUGAAAACAAUAGUGCCAGAUAGUAGGUUCCCCCCAAAAUAAUAGUCCCAAACAGAUAGUGCCCAUAUUGUGCCACAGACAUUAGUUAUGUCUCGAUCAGUAAUAGUGCACUACACAGUAAAAGUAUACCCACUUUAUGCUCCACAAAGUAGUGGUGCCACCUUUUGUACCUCACAGUAAUAGUGCCCACACCCAGUAAAAGUUACAACUAAUGGUAUACAGACGGCUGUCACUCCCCCUCCUUUCACAUAGACUGCUACCAAUGGCCCGUCUGCUACACAGUCUGCUCUUCUUUCCUCUAUCUCUCUCACAGACUGUUACCCAUGCCCCUUCUUUUACAGACUACUUUCUCUGUCCCCAUCACUCAUACAUUGCUCUCCAUGUCCACUCUUUCGCACAGACUGCUCCCCAUAACCCCCCACAUAGAUUGCUCCUCCUGUCAGCCUCUGUUAGACUGCUCCCCUUUCUCACAAAGACUACUCUCCACACCCCUCUCUCACACACUGCUUCCCAUGGUCGCCCCUCACACACAAACUCUUCCCCAUGACUCUCCCUCUCACAAAGACUGUUCCCCAUACUGCUAUCUAUGCUUCUAUGGUCUCCUCUCUCACAGACUGCUCUACAUACUUCCUGAUCCCCAUGUCCCUCUCACAUAAAUUACUCCCCAUGCCAUCCUCAUUCACAGACUUUCCCCCAUGCUCCUCCUCUCUCACAAAGACUGUUCCUCAUGCUCCAUUCAUACAGAUUUUAUGUCCUGUUCUGGUUUUUGUAGUUUUAUGUUAUUCACUUGAAAGAAAUGGCGGUGGGAUAGGGGUCCGAAGCAGUUGCCUAGUUUGCAUCUCCUCCCUCCAUCCCAACCCUGACUUCAAGAGACAUGACUAUUAGCUCUUCUAAUCUAAACAUUUCAACAAGGCUUCCUUUCCUGCCUUUAGUGUAAGUAUUCAGCAUGAACAAAGAAAGAUAGCCGUUUUAUUAGUACAUAGUCAUUUGUGAAUAGUCAUGUAGAAUUUGGCAGCCGUGUAUAGAAAAACAUGACCAUAUGCCUAGUAGGCCUCACGUGAUGAAAAGCAGAUAGGGACCUUAAAGGGAAUGUAUUACCUGUAUUUUUUUUAACUAAUUAAAACUUUAUAGUGAAGCA